Messenger RNA from Effrenium voratum, 1655 nucleotides. Lineage: Eukaryota; Dinophyceae; Suessiales; Symbiodiniaceae. The record is from the annotation of a GenBank genome assembly.
GAAGAUGCUCUGAUGGCUCAAGGGUCCGGGACGUGCGCAGCAUGUUCCGAGUGGCCUGCAGCCCCGAGUUUGAUCUCAAUGGCAUGCAAGCGGGCGUGAGGCACGCCAGGAGCAACCUCGCCGCAGCGAGCAUGGAGAUCGGAGAGCCCUUUGCAAAGCCGUACCGGGAGCUGAGCGAGUGGCAGCGGAGGGCAGAAGACGCGUGGAGGAUGGCCAACUUCAAGGCCGGCGAUUUGCCCAUCUAUCACUUGGAUCAGUUGUCCGACAGCCUGCGCCAGGAGCUGCGCACCUUCAUGGACGUUUUCGCCAUCCGCUUGGAAUCCCGCGAGGCGGCCCUGGCGGACGCGGCGCGUUCGCUGGUGAAGUCCAGCGAGGCGGCAGUGGCAGAUUUGCACAAGCGGUUCGAGGCAUACUUGGAGAAGGAGGGCCAACGCUUGGCAGAGCGCGCUUGUGAGAAGGCGGUGGCCGAGAAGUGCGGGCGCUGGCAAGAGGAGCUGCAGGCGCAGCGGAGAAUGAUGCAAGACCUGUCUGGCGACCUGAAGAUGCGCUUCCUGGAGGUAGAGAGCCAGCUGCAGAACAGGCUGACCGAGAUUGCCCGUCCGCGUGGCGUCGAGCCCGAUCGAGCCCCCCCGUCACCGGAGCGGUUCUCCUCCCAGCUGCAAGGCCUCAGCAAGGAGUGCAAAAGCCUGGAGCAGCGCCUGCAGCAGGUCUUCUCCCGGCUGGCCACAUGUGAGAAGAGCUGCCAACAGGCUCUCGCCCAGGCCAGACAGCCGGUCGAGAGCCCGCAGGAGGCGGUGCACCAGCAGCUGGCACGGCAGCAGCGGGAGCUCUCGCAGUCUUUGACGGCCCUCGCUGGGAAGAGCGUGUCUCCCGAGCGCGUGGCAGCGCUGGAGGCACAGCUCAGGAUCCUCGAGUGGAAGCUCGACGCGAAAACCGUGCGGAAGGGCAAGGACCUCUGGCCGCGAACAGGAGGUGAGAAGCCGGCGAGGAGGGAGCCGGCGACUUAUAUCACAGGCCGGCGCCUGCCAACCUACGACCUGCCCGAGGGCCUCCACGUCUUCGACCUCGCCUGGGGUUCCGCCGAGCGCGCCAAAGCGGACUCGUCGCCCGAGAGGAGACUGGCGAGCACAGCUGCUGGCUCUCCGGCUGGCGAGAGCCCUUGGUCCUGAGUGAGACGUGAGCUGUCGCCCGACCUUGCGCUUAGACUGAGAAGUGCCGGCUUUUGCUGUCUUCUGGUUUGCUUGCCCAAUGGCAGUGAGCCUGCCGGCCCAGCUCUGAGUUCUUCUCGCGGCGUGCUGGUUUCACAAAGCGAGGCUUUGGAAUGGGGUUUGGGCGAACGUGGAAGUAUCGUUUGCAGCGCUGCUCAACUUGAAUGCGUGCACAUAUAGGUGUCCUUGUUGGUUGUUUUGGUGGAAAAAUAGAUGGCCCUGGCUUGCCUGCUGGUUUAAUCAUCCACCAGGGCCAUCUAUUUCCCCUAUAAGGACACCUAUGUGCGUGCAAUAGAAAGUUUGGUGCAAGGAACCUUCCUUGGCCCCCGCCAGGAAGGCUCUCAGAACCUUUCCAAGAGGACCCAAGGUUUGUCCGCAAGGACGGGCAAGCCUUGUCAGUCCAGCGCCCGUUUGGCGUUGAAACCGGUCUUCUCGUAGUAACCCCCA